UAACCCCUAACCAUAUCCAUUGUGUGGGGAACGCGAACCCCGCCACGCAAUAAGCUCGGCCGGCCUCUCUCAUCGCCCCAGCCCCAGAUCACAACCAACUCCCUUCCUCUUCCUCGAGUCAGCAGUCUCCUUCCUGGAGCGCAAAAUGGUUUCCGCCAACCCAGCUCGUAACAUCGUCGGCGUCAUCGGCAAUGUCAUCUCCUUCGGGCUCUUCCUCUGCCACGCGCCGAUGUUCCGGCAGAUCUGCAAGGCCAAGGACGUAGAGGAGUACAAGCCGGACCCCUACCUGGCGACGCUGCUCACCUGCAUGCUCUGGGUCUUCUACGGCCUCCCCAUCGUGCACCCCAACAGCAUCCUCGUCGUCACCGUCAACGGGAUCGGCCUCGUCGUCCAGCUCGUCUACCUCAUCAUCUUCUUUAUCUACUCCACCAACAACAAGCGGUCAAAGAUGCUCGCCGUGCUCGGCAUCGAGGCGGCGUUCAUGGCGGCCGUGGUGGCCGGCGUGCUCCACGGCGCACACACCCACGAGAUGCGCUCCAUGAUCGUCGGCAUCCUCUGCGUCAUCUGUGGCUCCGUCCAGUACGCCUCCAAUCUUACCGUCAUGGUUCGUGUGAUCAGAACCGAGAGUGUUGAGUACAUGCCAUUCUUCCUGUCGCUGGCGAUAUUCCUCAGUGGCUGCUGCUGGACGGCCUAUGCGCUCAUCGAGUUCGAUCUCUACGUGGCGAUCCCCAAUGGGCUCGAGGCAGUUUUAGGCCUCAUUCAGCUGAUCCUCCACUUCUUCUACUACAAAUCGACCCUCAAGAAGAAGAACAUUGAGCUGCCCACCGUCAUUGUUGACAGUGUUGAUGCUGUUCUGCGGCGGUCAUGGGGGGUUACUGAUUCUGGCGUGUAUUUCCUUCUGGGGCCUUGCUCAUCGGUGGUGCGUAGCCCUGGAGCCUAGGCGAGAGCAGAAAGGUUUCCCUCUACAGGUGUAGAGGUGCGUCAGGAUAAGAGCGCCCGAACCUCCGGCAAAGCAGUUUCUUCUGGUUAUGCUAAAAAAAAUGUCUCCUACCGGCAGUUGUGCGUCUUGUGUGUGGCACGUGUGUGUGGCCGUGCCGUGCGCAUCGGCGUAGCUCAUGUGGAGCUCUGUUUGUGGGACAAGUGUUGUUGAAUUCCUUGCA
Molecule: messenger RNA, 1160 nt
Organism: Triticum aestivum (bread wheat)
Lineage: Eukaryota; Viridiplantae; Streptophyta; Magnoliopsida; Poales; Poaceae
Product: bidirectional sugar transporter SWEET6b
Exons: 5
Coding region: 146-940 (264 amino acids)
Biological process (GO): carbohydrate transport
Cellular component (GO): membrane
Molecular function (GO): sugar transmembrane transporter activity
Source: RefSeq, a predicted model, not a curated record